Pyricularia grisea is the source of this 1683-nucleotide messenger RNA. RefSeq lists its product as uncharacterized. Gene Ontology annotation, molecular function: carbohydrate:proton symporter activity. The transcript has 10 exons. Lineage: Eukaryota; Fungi; Ascomycota; Sordariomycetes; Magnaporthales; Pyriculariaceae. Gene Ontology annotation, biological process: transmembrane transport; carbohydrate transport. The coding region runs from base 1 to 1683 and encodes 560 amino acids. Gene Ontology annotation, cellular component: membrane. The record is from RefSeq and is a predicted model, not a curated record.
AUGAAGGUCGACCUCAAGGCCAGCCAGGCCGAAAGGGCUGCUCAGCUCCAGAAGCCAUCCAAAGGAUACUUCUUCUUUGGCAACAAGGAGUAUCCACGUGUUAAGUGGUGGACGCGCCCGAACAUGCGCAAGCUGUAUUUCUACUGCUUUGUGCUCAUCUUCGUCAACAUCGCCAACGGCUUCGAUGGCUCCAUGAUGAACUCGUUGCAAUCCCUACCCUACUGGCAGAACUUUUUCGGCCACCCAGAGGGUGUCACCCUUGGCCUCCUGGGCUCCGCAAUGAGUCUGGGCUCCCUGAUAACCAUGGGAGCCGUCCCUUGGGUUUGCGAUACCCUCGGCAGGAAAAAGGGUGUUAUCAUUGGCAGUGUUACGACCAUUAUUGGUGUCGUGCUGCAGUCCAGUGCUCCCAACUACAAUGCUUUCUUGGCCUCCCGCUUCAUCAUCGGCGCCGGCAUGACCCUCUCCACAAACGCUGGUCCGCUUCUCUGCGCCGAAAUCGCCUUUCCUCAGGACCGAGCCAUUAUCACCACAUUCAUGGGCUGCUCGUACGCUGUCGGCUCCUUCGUCGCCGCCUGGACCACAUAUGGCACCCUCAAGAUCGAGAGUGACUGGGCCUGGCGUCUGCCUUCCCUGCUCCAGGCCUGGGCGACACUGAUCGUCUUCGCCGUCAUCUGGUGGAUCCCCGAGUCUCCGAGGUACUGGAUUGCUCGCGACCAGGACGAGAAGGCGAUCGAGGUGCUAGCCAAGUACCAUGCCGAGGGUGACAAGGAUGAUCCCUUUGUCCAGACCGAGUUCCGCGAGAUCAGGGCCGCCUUUGACCUUGAUCGCAUGAACCAGACCAACACGCGAUGGAGUGAUUUGUAUAGUACCAAAGGCAACCGCCACAGAAUGUCUUUGGUCAUUGCUCUUGCGGUCUUUGGUCAGUGGUCAGGAAAUGGAAUUAUCGCCUACUACCUCAAACUCGUUCUUGAUAGUGUCGACAUCAAGUCCCCGUCUGACCAGCUUGGCAUCAAUGGUGGCAGCAAGGCAAUGUCGCUGCUUGUGAACCUUGCCGUCGCCUUCUACAUUGACAAGUUAGGACGCCGUCCUAUCCUCAUGAUCUCCACGUUGGGAAUGACUAUUUGCUUUAUCAUCUGGACAAUUCUUAGCGCGCAGCACGACCUUGGAGGGCGAUCAAACCCAAACCUUGGAAGAGGUGUCGUCGCAGUAAUGUACAUGUACAACUUCUCGUACAACUUGAAGACUGGAAUGCCCAUGACAUAUACUAUCGAAAUCAUGCCUUUUGGCCUGCGAGCAAAAACAGACCGAGCAUCAAGACUAAUCCUCCAUAUCUAUCAGGCGGCCAUGAUCGGUGGGUUUAUCACGAUGGCGGCAGUAUUCUUCAAUCAAUUCAUCAACCCGUCGGCGCUGAAGGCGCUGGCAUGGCGUUAUUACAUCGUCUAUUGCGUUUUCCUGGGCUUCGAAGUUUGGUUCAUCUACUUCUUCGUCGUCGAGACGCGAUACGUGCCGAUCGAGGAAAUUGCAAAGUUCUUUGACGGAGAGAAAAACGACGUCUUGGCUGCUACCACUGCGGCCGAAAAGCUCGACCGCGUCGAGAGUGGCGUCAUUGAAACCGAGAACGUUGAAGACGCCAGCAAUAAUACAGCAAACGCCAGGAGGGCCCCAGAGGCUAAGGAUGGUUGA